Messenger RNA from Meyerozyma guilliermondii ATCC 6260, 1410 nucleotides. RefSeq names its product acetylornithine transaminase (gene ARG8). Bases 1 to 1410 code for a protein of 469 amino acids. NCBI's taxonomy places the organism in Eukaryota, Fungi, Ascomycota, Pichiomycetes, Serinales, Debaryomycetaceae. The transcript has a single exon. Gene Ontology annotation, molecular function: identical protein binding; transaminase activity; pyridoxal phosphate binding. The record is from RefSeq and is a predicted model, not a curated record. Gene Ontology annotation, biological process: arginine metabolic process. Gene Ontology annotation, cellular component: mitochondrial matrix.
AUGUUAAGGGCUAUUCCAAAACGGGUACCUGAGAACCUCAGGUUGUUCCAGCUGCCUAUAACACAGCUGCUCAAGGCUCAAACAAUUCAUUGGUCUCGUCGUAGUCUUUCACAAUCAUUCACAAACUUCAAAGAAGUGACCCACGCUGACCCCAACGAUGACUCUCAUACAGGACAGUACGUUAACACGAUAUCUAAGCCAUACACGGUCACCACUUAUGCUCGUCCCAACUUGGUAGUUACUCAUGGGAAGGGAUCUCAUUUGUACGAUUUGGAAAAUCGCCAGUACAUUGACUUUACUGCUGGAGUUGCCGUAACCGCUUUGGGACAUGCUAAUAGUGAAAUUGCUGAAAUCAUUGCCAACCAAGCUAAUACUCUUGUGCACUGUUCGAACUUGUACUAUAACAUGCAUGCGGGAGAGCUUGCCAACAAGCUUGUUACAAAGACAUUGAAUUCCGGGGGAAUGCAAGAAGCUCAGAGAGUAUUCUUGUGUAAUUCUGGAACCGAAGCCAACGAAGCAGCGAUGAAAUUUGCAAGGAAGUACGGUAAGAGCUUCAGUGACGACAAAUAUGAGUUUAUCGCUUUUGAAAAUUCGUUCCAUGGCCGUUCAAUGGGAUCGUUGUCUGUGACAACCAACUCCAAAUACCAAGCUCCCUUCACACCUUUGGUUCCUGGAGUCAAGGUUGCUAAAGCCAACGAUUUAGACAGCGUCAAGGAGGUGAUCAGCAAGGAAAAAACUUGUGGAGUGAUCAUUGAACCCAUUCAAGGUGAGGGUGGAGUGACGGUGAUGGAUACUGAGUUUUUGAUUGGGUUGCGCAAACUUUGCGAUGAAAAUGAUGUGGUGCUCAUCUACGAUGAGAUACAGUGUGGAUUGGGAAGAUCAGGUUCGUUGUGGACUCACUCGCUGAUGCCAGCUGAGGCCCACCCUGAUAUUGUAACCAUGGCCAAAGCUUUAGGAAAUGGAUUUCCUAUUGGUGCAACCAUGAUCUCAGAAAAGAUAGAGAAGGUGCUCAAGGUAGGAGACCAUGGUACUACUUACGGAGGUAAUCCAUUGGGAUCAAGGAUAGGCACCUAUGUGGUUGAUAAGGUUAGCGAUAAAGAAUUUUUGCAAGCCGUCAACGACAAAUCCGAAAAGUUUAUAAAAGGAUUGACCAAGAUUGCCAACAAGUACCCAGAACAUGUUACAGAAGUCAAGGGUAAAGGAUUGUUACUUGGGUUACAAUUCGGUAACUCGGUAGAGGUAGGAGAUGUUGUACAGAAGUGCAGAGAUCAUGGAUUACUUGUGAUCAGUGCUGGAUUGAAUGUGUUAAGAUUGGUACCGGCAUUGAACAUUCCCGACGAAUUGAUAGAGGAAGGGCUCCAGGUGAUCGACGAUUCUAUCGAGGAGGUGGUCAACUUUGGCAAGGCAUGA